Molecule: messenger RNA, 2017 nt
Organism: Rosa rugosa (rugosa rose)
Lineage: Eukaryota; Viridiplantae; Streptophyta; Magnoliopsida; Rosales; Rosaceae
Exons: 5
Coding region: 20-1690 (556 amino acids)
Source: RefSeq, a predicted model, not a curated record
GAUAUGCGAGAGGAGUACUAUGCUUGUUGAAAUUAAAGGCAGAGAAGCAAUGACUCCAGGGUGCGUCAAGUGGAGUCUCCCUCAAUUCACAAAAGAAUUGCAGAAAAUGCAAGUUGAUGACAUAGAGAUUGAUAAUGCAGUUGUCGACAACAAUAGAAGCAAACAUGGCAAGGAAAACAGUGACGAUGACUUUGAGAACCCUCCAUCAAAGCAUGCUGCUACUGCACAGGCAAAGGGGCAGAAAAGACAAAGAGAAGAAAAGAAGGCCACAGUAGCUGCCAAAAAACCAGCCAAAAAGCGGGUGGCCGAAAAGAGAGCAAAAAGUAAAGAAAAUAAGAUCUCGAAUGAGGGUGCUACUGCACCAGCUGAAAAGGAAAAACGUAGAAAUGAAGAAGAGACAGCUGAUAAUGAAUCAGAAGGUUUUGAAGAUGAACAUGAAGACAUGACAUUAAGAGAUUGGGUGGAUAUGAACAGCAUGAAUUUUGCGAAAAAGAUUGACGAGAAUAAAGGAGAGGAAGGGAUGCAAACAAAAACCACAAGUGGAGUAAAUGUCAAUGAUAUGGAUUUGGGUGCAACUGAGGAAGAAGAGGAUGCUGCAGAUGGUAUUAGAGAUGACUUUAGCUUUGACACUGGAUUUGGGGGGCAGGAAAAUGAAACAAACUUUGUCGAUCAGGAUCGGGAUGGAACUGAAGGAGGAGAACCAGAUCAAAUGGAAAGGAAUGAAAAAGCUGCUACUGAGGCUGAUGAUGUUGAAAGGAACGACAAAGCUGCUACUGAGGCCGAUGCUACUGAGGCUGAUGAUGUUGAAAGGAACAAAAAAGCUGAUACUGAGGCCGAUGCUACUGAGGCUGAUGAUGUUGAAAGGAACAAAAAAGCUGCUACUGAGGCCGAUGCAAAUUUUAUGGAUCAAACCCUGAAAAAUAUUACAGAAGAGAUUGUGAAUGAAGCUGCAAGGAAAGAAAAAGCUGCUACUGAGGCCGAUGAAGCUGCAAGGAACGACAAAGCUGCUACUGAGGCUGGUGCAAAUAUUGCUGAUCAAAUCUUGCACAACAUUGUAGAAGAGAUUGUGAAUGAAGAGUACAAGAGCAGGAAUGAUCCAGUUUGGUUCGAUGAAUGGGAAGCCUUGUUGCAAAGUGAGUACGAUGAAUUUGGCUAUCCAAGCACUGAUGAAGAGCAGAUCAAUACAGUGGAGCAUUGGCAAGAUGUAGCAAUGCUGAAACAAGAUAUGGCGGGAAGUGCUAUCGAGAGCUGCAAGAGGAAGCAAGCUUAUAUAGAGAGAUUGUGGGAUGAAAAAGAAGAAGUGUCAAAAAAAUACACAAAGUUGAAGACAAAGUUGAAGAAGAAGCAAGAAGAGCUUAGAAAAUGGAGAAACAAAUGCAAACAACUAAUGAUGAUAGUGCAAAGGGUAGAAAAAGAUGAAGAGGCCAAUGAAGAUGUUGCUGCUACUGCUGCUCCUGCUGCUGUUGCUGCUCCUGCUGCUGUUCCUGCUCAUGCUACUGCUCCUGCUGCUGUUCCUGCUCAUUCUACUGCUCCUGCUGCUGUUCCUGCUCAUGCUACUGCUCCAACAAAUGAACCAAGGACACGAUCAGCGAUAAAGAGAAUCAAAGAAAGAACCGAUCGGAAAGAGAAGCAACUAGAAGGUUUUGAGGUGCAGAAACCAUCAAAGAAACAGAGGAAGAAGAGCAAUUAAAGGACUUAACAAACAUAUUAGUAGUCUAUUUUGGUGCACCAAUCGUAUAGGAUUCGGUGUUAAGUCAGUCAUCCAAAUUAGUAUAUAUUUGUAGAUUUGGUGUUAGUAUAUAUUUGUAUAUAUUUUCAUUUUUUGUGUAUAAUCGUAUGGGAUUCGGUGCAGAAGAUAGGGAUAUGUUUGUAGAUUUGCUAUUGCCUAUCAUUUUUUGAUCUUUCAACAAGUAGGAUGGGAAGGGGAUCAAAAUCUUGAAUUGCAAAGGUUCUUAAAAGGUUGAAAUUGAUUCAAAUUUUCUAAGCCAAACCAAAAUUUAAUGUUAGGUUGGUGUGA